Messenger RNA from Gilbertella persicaria, 1609 nucleotides. RefSeq lists its product as uncharacterized. The record is from RefSeq and is a predicted model, not a curated record. The transcript has a single exon. Bases 130 to 1140 code for a protein of 336 amino acids. Lineage: Eukaryota; Fungi; Mucoromycota; Mucoromycetes; Mucorales; Choanephoraceae.
GUCUUUUCUCUUUCUUUCUUUCUUUUUUCUUUCUACUUCUUCUUCUUUUACUUGACCAUAUACGCGUUUUGUAUAUACAUACAUAUUUAUUCAAAAUAACUCUACUGUAUACUGUCAAAUUAGUUUUCAAUGAGUGAUUAUCAUCACUUGACAGAUGCAGAAGAAUAUUAUGGAUUUUAUUUACCAAACAAUAGCCAGACUAUAGAAUCCCCAUCAACAACCGCUUCCUCCAUCUCCCCUACUGCAGCCAGUAUGCAAUACUCACAAAAUAUGAUUUGGCAAACACCGAACUGUUUCGAUUCAACAUCUAAUAAUUGCUAUUACCCACAACCUUUGUCAUUCCCUACUUACAAUAGUUUUCCUAAUACAACUUCACAUCCAUAUGCCUCAUCUGUAUCUUUACCAUAUAAUCAUUACCAAUCUAACAUACAUUGUCAGCAUCAUCAGCAACAGCAACAACAGCAGCAGCAACAACAACAGCAGCAGCAGCAGCAAUAUCCGAGACAAAAUAUAUACCAAAAAGCUUCUAUAUCAUUUCCAACAGAAAACAUCAACAAUACCAUUCAUUCACCCAUCAUAGACAAAGGAAUGGAGCCUAAAACUUCUCCUCCAUCACCCAAAACAACACCUUUACCUUCUCCCGAAUUACUCAACACAAGCAAGCGCAAGAGAAAAAAUUCCAUCAUGUCUUGCAAGCAAAAAGAAGGAGUAAGGCGGGAUGAUCCUGACCUGGGCAAUGCCAGAGACAGGAACACAAAAACUAUACAUUUUGCUAAAGGUGGCGCUGAUGUAGCAACAAGGAGAGAAGAUCGUUUUGUGAAAAGUAAUACUCAAACUGUCGAUCAACUCGAGAAUGAACUCGCUUUUCUUAGAGACGAAUGUGCAACCAUAUUGAUUAAUCUUGGUUCUCUUCGUAAUGCUUUCCUGGCUCAAAGCCCUCCAUCAGCAUCUACCUCUACCAAUAACAGACAGCCUUUGAUGACAACACUUAGUUUUACGCCGGAAGAAGGGAAGGAAGAAAACAUAAAAAAAAAACAAAAAUCAAUCGCACAGAAUCCAGAAAUGGAGCGUGAAAUGCGAAUCGCUUAUGAUGAUUUAAUGCUCCAAGUUAGACAAGUGGAAAAAAAAUUGAGACAUUAGAAGCUAAAAGCAAAGAAAUAGGCUCAAAUCAACUAUCAAUACCAACAUUAGAAGAAAGCAAUGCAACAAAACGACAAAAACAAUGCUAUUAAGCCUAUCUAAAUUGACUCUAUAUACACUCAAAUAUGCCCACUCUUUUGGAAAAAAAUGAUUCCUCAUGGUCUAUUUUAUAUGAAUUUACCCCUGAUUUUUCCUAAUUUAUGUCUAUACAUGAUCUCGGCCGAGCAAGGCCGAUUAUUCGUAAUAAAAUAAGCUUGUUAAAACUUUGAAUAUUUCUCUUCGUGUUCGACACAUACCAAUGACGUGUUUAAUAGUAAUUCUUGCCUUUGUUUAUCUCCUUCUGCUUCUUUGAAUGAUAGGCAAGUGUUACUGAAUAUAAAUAGAUUUCAAAUCGUUUACCUAUUACCAAGUAAAGAAGAAAAAAAAGAGAAACAAAUAAUACAAUUUACACUGACUGAUUAACUCAAAU